This is a messenger RNA of Momordica charantia (bitter melon), 1664 nucleotides long. The record is from RefSeq and is a predicted model, not a curated record. Lineage: Eukaryota; Viridiplantae; Streptophyta; Magnoliopsida; Cucurbitales; Cucurbitaceae.
GGGUUUUGAGAGUUUUGGAGAAAAUCCCGUUUUUUUUUUUUUUAAAACAAAAAGAUACUGGGGUGUGCGGAGAAAAAUCCCAUUAGUUUUCUCUUCAUUUUUCUCGAAAUUAACUCCUAUUUGAUAAUAAUUUUGUUUAUUUUUUCAAAAUUAAAUGGCUUUGUCAACAUUUAGCUCAAAUGAAAAGGAGAUCUUGAAAAUCAUCUCUUCGUAGCUCAUAAAAUUUGAUAGAACUGUGAAGACACGUUUUAACUGUUGAGUUAUGUUACUGAGAAAGGAAAAAACACACAUGAAUCAGAUCCAGAUGCAGAAGUAAUAGCGAUGUCUCCAAAGUCUCUGAUGACGAAGAAUCGGUUCAUCUGCGAGAUAUGCAACAAGGGAUUUCAGAGGGAUCAGAACCUGCAGCUACACCGCCGCGGGCACAACCUACCGUGGAAACUCCGACAGAGGACAAGCAAGGAGGUGAGGAAGAAGGUGUAUGUGUGCCCGGAGAAGAACUGCGUGCACCACGACCCGGCGAGGGCGCUCGGCGACCUCACCGGGGUGAAGAAGCACUACAGCCGGAAGCACGGGGAGAAGAAGUGGAAGUGCGAGAAGUGCUCGAAGAAGUAUGCAGUUCAAUCGGACUGGAAGGCUCAUUCCAAGAUAUGUGGGACAAAGGAAUACAAAUGUGACUGUGGGACUCUCUUCUCCAGGAAGGAUAGCUUCAUUACACACAGAGCAUUUUGUGAUGCAUUAGCAGAAGAAAACUCAAGAAUCACCUCAGUUUCAGUUCCAACUAUGAAUAAUCAUCAUCAUCAUAAUCCAUCUUUCAUAAACAACACCACUCUUCAAAACAAUAAUCCCCACCACCAUUUUUCUUCUUCCUCCUCUUCAUCACUGCUUAAUUUCCAGCCAAAUUUCGCUGUCGCCGCUGCGGCCGUGAACAGUUUCUCCAUCAUUCCCGACCAUGGCAGCGACUCGAAGCCGCCGCCGCAGGUCCCCCUCUGGCUCGACUCUCCAACGAACCCGAACUCGAACCCUUUUUUCUCCGACCACUCACCCUUCAUGCCGGAAAAUCACCCUUUCUUGUCGGAGCCGUUACCGACAGCCUCGUCGUACUCGGUAGCGGCCGUGGUGACGCCUCACAUGUCGGCCACGGCGCUCCUGCAGCAAGCCGCCCAAAUGGGGCCCACCGCUGCCGCCGCGUCGGCGAUAUAUGGGAUGAACUCCGCCGGUCUAUUGAACCACAAGAAUAUUUUCCUGCCGCCGCAAGACGGAGCUGACGGCGUCCACCGGCUAAUGGGCGGCGACGGUGUGUUGAAGGAGGAAAUUAAUGGGCAGAGUUUGACCAGAGACUUUCUUGGAGUUGGAAAUCAGCUGGUGCACCUCCCGCCGGUGGGCUCCAAUGGCGUGGAGAUUAGCCAUUACAGCGAGACCCGCCGCCAUUAGAGAGAAACCUUUCGGCUGCACAAGAAGAGAUAUAUACUUCAUGUAAUUUUAGAUUUUUUUUUCUUUUUUUUUUUGGGUUUUUAGUUUUCUUAAUUAAGUUUUUAAAGGUGACACAGAUGGAACAAGAAAAUUAUCCCAACGAAUUAGGAUUGGAAGUUUUCUUUUUAAUAAACAAUGGAGUUUUGGCCUUUAUGUUUUUUGAUUAUAUAUAUUAUUGGUUUGGACAGAAAAAA